AUGUCCCUGCUGCUGCCGCUGCUGGGGAGCCAGACCGCGCGCAGCCUGAGGCCGGGCCCGGCCGCCUCUGCCGCCGCCGCCGCGCCCCAUCCGCCGUCCUGGUGCUGCUGCGGGCGGGGGCUGCGGGAGCUCACGGCCCCUGGGGGGCCCUGGCGGCUGGGCACACACUCCAAGAAAGAGCCCAUGGAGGCGCUGAACACGGCGCAGGGCGCGUGCGACUUCAUCUACAGCCUGCACUCCACCGAGAGGAGCUGCCUGCUCAAGGAGCUGCACUGCUUCGAGUCCCUUGCCAUCGCCCAAGAAAAAUUGGAAGCUCAACCUCCCACCCCAGGCCAGCUGAGAUAUGUAUUCAUCCACAAUGCGAUACCUUUCGUAGGGUUUGGCUUUUUGGAUAAUGCAAUUAUGAUUGUCGCAGGAACACAUAUCGAAUUGUCUAUUGGAAUUAUUUUUGGAAUUUCAACAAUGGCAGCUGCUGCUUUGGGGAAUCUUGUGUCAGAUUUAGCUGGACUUGGACUUGCAGGUUACAUUGAAGCUUUGGUUUCCAGGUUAGGCCUGUCAAUUCCUGAUCUUACACCAAAACAAGUUGACAUGUGGCAAACACGUGUUAGCACACAUUUGGGCAAAGCUGUCGGGGUGACGAUUGGCUGCAUUCUAGGAAUGUUUCCUUUGAUUUUCUUUGGAGCUGGUGAAGAAGAUGAAAAACUGGAAAAGAAAAAUUAACCCUCUUAGACUACAUAUAAAAAGAUGUAAACUAAUGUACCUCAGUUAUGAAAUAUGCUGUCACAACAUUUAGGAAUUAAGACAGUAACAGUGUAGAGAUAUGGGAUCAAGUAAUUCAGCAUGUAUUAUGGAAAACGCUAACUUAUUGUGGCUUGGUUUUCUCAUGACUUUUUUUUAAAGAACUAGUAACAUUUUAUGUAAAUUGUUGAGAUGCUUUUUUAUCGAUAGCAGUCAACAUUUCAUCUUUUCCUUCUCUUUCUGUAUCAAGAUAUUAUUUAAGUUUCAGUCAUUGCUGUACUGUACUGACUUGGGGUUUGCUUGUUUGGUACUUACCCUUGUGACACACAUGUUAUUGUCUUGUU
Molecule: messenger RNA, 1082 nt
Organism: Perognathus longimembris pacificus (Pacific pocket mouse)
Lineage: Eukaryota; Metazoa; Chordata; Mammalia; Rodentia; Heteromyidae
Product: transmembrane protein 65-like
Exons: 1
Coding region: 1-720 (239 amino acids)
Biological process (GO): cardiac ventricle development; regulation of cardiac conduction
Cellular component (GO): mitochondrion
Source: RefSeq, a predicted model, not a curated record